CAUUGAUAAACGGGUAUUGAGUCGCCACUUUGCUAUCUCCGAAUCGCGACUGCUGUUCUUUCGGCCGGCACCGAAGAGCUUCCUCCCCCACCUGUCUGCCAGCAGUCGGAAAGAGUUCACUAUCCUUUAGAGAAUCAGUUUACUUCAUAAAACAAAGAAGCAGAUAUGGGCUUCUUCGCUGGGUUUUUCAGCGGAUUUGCCUUAACUACAACCGCCUUAUAUUUAACAGUUCAAGUACAUCGGUCUAUUCGCCUGGAACAACGUGAUGCUAUACGUCAACAGACUCAAGCUCUAAAUUGGUUAUCUUCACCUACAGGCGCCUACGAUCGCCGACUAGCCCCGAGAGAUAGCGCCCGACUAGAGAAGAAAACAACGGAGCCAGAACGGCCUACUAUGGAGGACUUGCUGAAGCAUCACUGGAACCAAGAAGUGGAAAAGCUGGCCAAAAAGGCAAACGAAAGUCGGUGGGAUGACAUGCGAGAAACGGCGCGGGAAGGAUGGAAGUCUGUGCUGAGGCUUGUAAAGAAGGAGUAG
Aspergillus nomiae NRRL 13137 is the source of this 534-nucleotide messenger RNA. Its product is annotated as MICOS complex subunit Mic12 family protein. NCBI's taxonomy places the organism in Eukaryota, Fungi, Ascomycota, Eurotiomycetes, Eurotiales, Aspergillaceae. Bases 166 to 534 code for a protein of 122 amino acids. The record is from RefSeq and is a predicted model, not a curated record. Gene Ontology annotation, biological process: cristae formation. The transcript is spliced from 2 exons. Gene Ontology annotation, cellular component: MICOS complex; mitochondrial crista junction.